Siniperca chuatsi (mandarin fish) is the source of this 2434-nucleotide messenger RNA. RefSeq names its product 6-phosphofructo-2-kinase/fructose-2,6-biphosphatase 1 (gene pfkfb1). The transcript has 14 exons. Gene Ontology annotation, molecular function: 6-phosphofructo-2-kinase activity; fructose-2,6-bisphosphate 2-phosphatase activity; ATP binding. Lineage: Eukaryota; Metazoa; Chordata; Actinopteri; Centrarchiformes; Sinipercidae. The record is from RefSeq and is a predicted model, not a curated record. Gene Ontology annotation, cellular component: 6-phosphofructo-2-kinase/fructose-2,6-biphosphatase complex; cytosol. The coding region runs from base 475 to 1764 and encodes 429 amino acids. Gene Ontology annotation, biological process: fructose 2,6-bisphosphate metabolic process; fructose metabolic process.
UCUACUUUAACUCUUGUUUUAAGUUCUUGUUUCAGCAGAUGAAGCUAGUGUUUGCUGUAACACUUUCAUCAGUCAUAUGUGUGUUUCAUACUGCCUGUGCUGAAUCCUCAGCUCAGUCGGGGGAUGCAGGUAGGCAGGCUGAGAGACAGAGGAGUCAGCCAUGGGAUGACAGCCAGGCUGGACCAAGCCAGGUCUCAGUUGGCUCUCUGUUUAGUGUCUGACGUGGUCCUUUGAGCAUUUUGCUGAGGCAGCAUAGUCCAUUCAUAAUCGAACAGCCUGGAGGCUGACACUCUCCCUGUCCCUGUAUAGACACACACAGGCCAUCCGGGUACUUUAGGGGGGUACAGCUAACUGGCAAGCAAUCCUGCAGUGUGCCUUAUAAAUUACUGCCAUUUUUUGACCCCAGAGACAGACAAGCAUGCAACAACUGGGUCAUGACUGGCCUCGGUGCCUCAGUUCUGUAACUCUCCUACAAUGAUUGUGAUGGUGGGAUUGCCAGCAAGAGGGAAGACGUACAUCUCCAAGAAGCUCACUCGCUACCUGAACUGGAUCGGCGUGCCUACAAAAAUGUUUAACGUGGGCCAGUACCGCAGGGAGGCUGUCAAGAUCUAUAAGAACUUUGAGUUCUUUAAGCCUGAUAAUGAGGAGGCCAUGAAAGUCCGCAAGGCCUGUGCAGCAGCCGCCCUCAAAGACGUAGCUGCCUACUUCACAAAGGAACAGGGACAAGUAGCCGUAUUUGAUGCUACCAACACCACCAGGGAGAGGAGGGCAGUCAUUAUUAGUUUUGCGAAGGAGAGGGGCUACAAAGUGUUCUUUGUGGAAUCAAUUUGUGAUGACCCAGGAAUCAUUGCAGAGAAUAUUAAGCAAGUAAAAUUUGGGAGUCCAGAUUACGCGGGUCGUGACAUAAAUGAGGCCAAGGAAGACUUCAUCCAGCGCAUUGAGUGUUACAAGGCCAGCUACAUGCCUAUAGACGAUGAGAUGGACAGGAAGCUUUCCUACAUCAAGAUCUUCGAUGUCGGCAGUAGAUACCUUGUGAACCGGGUCCAGGACCACAUUCAAAGCAGGAUAGUCUACUACCUGAUGAACAUCCAUGUCACACCGAGAUCCAUCUACCUGAGCCGCCACGGAGAGAGCGAACUCAACCUAUUAGGUUGCAUUGGUGGAGAUUCAGGCCUCUCCCCUAGAGGACAGAAGUAUGCCAAUGCCUUGGCGGCCUUCAUCAAAGGUCAGAAUAUCAGUGACCUGAAGGUGUGGACAAGCCACAUGAAGAGGACCAUCCAGACUGCAGAAGCUCUGGGAGUCCAGUAUGAACAGUGGAAAGCCCUCAAUGAGAUAGACGCUGGUGUAUGUGAGGAGCUAAGCUACGAGGAGAUUCAGGAGAAUUUCCCAGAAGAGUUUGCACUGAGAGACCAGGACAAGUAUCGUUAUCGUUACCCCAAGGGUGAGUCCUAUGAGGACCUUGUCCAUCGUCUAGAGCCGGUGAUCAUGGAGCUGGAAAGGCAGGAAAACGUUCUGGUAGUCUGUCACCAAGCUGUGAUGCGCUGCCUGCUGGCCUACUUUUUAGACAAACCUGCAGAUGAGCUGCCUUAUCUAAGAUGCCCCCUUCACACUGUGCUCAAACUCACACCAAUCGCCUAUGGGUGUAAAGUUGAGCCAUUUUUCCUCAAUAUCGAAGCAGUCAACACACACAGAGAGAGGCCAGUGAAUGUCGACAUCAACAGAAACCCAGAGGAUGCUCUGCUGACUGUUCCUGACCACAUAUAAAUGCUGUUCUGUGAGAAACGGACUACAAUCAUGUGAAACUGGAUGUUUAGCAUCACUAAAUAUUAGAGAUGUACUCCAGUUAAGGUUGUGUGAAGACAGGGGCCUUUGGGGCAGGAGAAGACAAGAUGGUAGGAGUAUGUUAGCCAGCCUAUACUGUACAUUACAUGAAACACCACUACAGAAGCACAUGGACUCCCCCUGCAGUGACUGAAAAGGUGUUGCUGGUACAGGAGAUUCUGUUUUCAACAUGUCAGUGAAAUGUUCUUGUGUCUUAUCUGACUAGAGUUUGCUUUUCUCAACAUUUUGAAAGUGUCACAUUGUUUACAAAUGAUUUAGAGAAAAGAAAUAAUGCACUGUGUAUUGAGGCUGAGAGGAAGACAUGUAAAAAGAUGCAGGGAGGUUGUCAUUUGUAACUUGGGCCUACGUGCACAUGUAACUGUUGUACAGAUAACAUAAUGUGAUGUUGAUAAUUAAUUAUAGAGGUAGGAAUCAGCACCGUGGACAGCACCCAAACAAACAAAACAUUGUGUUGUAGAUUUGGGCACCUGACUGUAAUGUUUGUGAUAUAGAUAAGAUGCCAAACUUCAGGUGGGUUUGAAUGAAAUUAUGUAAAUAAAGUAAAGCCUGCAACCUGUUACUGGGUAGAAAAUAAAUUCACAAGUCAGAGACA